Vombatus ursinus (common wombat) is the source of this 2872-nucleotide messenger RNA. Its product is annotated as cyclin-Q-like. NCBI's taxonomy places the organism in Eukaryota, Metazoa, Chordata, Mammalia, Diprotodontia, Vombatidae. The record is from RefSeq and is a predicted model, not a curated record. The coding region runs from base 946 to 1695 and encodes 249 amino acids. Gene Ontology annotation, cellular component: nucleus. The transcript is spliced from 2 exons. Gene Ontology annotation, biological process: regulation of transcription by RNA polymerase II. Gene Ontology annotation, molecular function: cyclin-dependent protein serine/threonine kinase regulator activity.
GCCCCUCCUGGCCUAGGCCGCGGCGACCUCCGAGGCCAGCCCGGCACCGACGCCGUGCGGGGCUUCGCACACCGCGGGAAACAACUUGAAGCAGCUUCAACCUGACCUAUUCAAUGGAUACUGUUGAUGCAGAAAAUGCAAAAUGAAUGCCUUGCAGUCACAAAUAGAGUUCCAGUCUGCCUUCUUCUACCUAUAUGAUUUCUCAGCCCAACUUGUCCAUCUGCAAUGUCAGUUUCAGGUAUAUGAACUGAUGUACUGAUUCAGUUGCCUGGCCGUCUAACUGCAUAUCUCAUUCUGGACAAUAGGCAUUUUUCAUCCUUUCUUUCCCCUGUAUGGAAGCUCCGUAAUGUUCUGCGGCUUGAUGUAAUCAACACAAUAUUAUCCACAAACAGGAACAUCAGAGCACCUCACUGUCCACUUUUACUCUGUAUGGAACAUCUUCCAUGACAGUGACAUGUACCGUUAGUGAGCAUCCCUCUUAUGUUUUAUGCUUUGUUUGAUGUUCAUAAUUGAAGUGUUGUUUAUCAGCGUAUCUCUGAUUGCAUUGAAGAAAUUUUCUGUUAACAUACUUAUGAGAGACUCCUCAUUGGAAGAGAGCCCUUAAGUAGUGGUGUUCUAGUCUGUGAAGUCAAAACCUUCUUUAUUGUCCAAAAAAACCCCAAAUACAGUGGAAUCUUGUUGUCUCUGUACUUUUCAGGCAAUUGGGUGACUCAAGAUAUGUGGUGUAUGCUGUAGGAAAUCUUUUGUGAAUGCUGACAGGUUCAUAGUUUUAAAGUUCUUGUGAUAUAUGUGUAGAUCAUUCCUGCAAAGACCUCAUAGCAGUAGUGUGUGUUUCUUCCUCUUUUGGUUCAUGUCAUUUUGUCCUUCCUUGUGACUUGAAUUGGAUUUUUGUUUGGCCUUGAGGGACCCAAGGGGCAGUAUACAUUGGGGGUGAGGGUGUUAGUCAUGGAGUCGAGACUGAGCGAGAGCGGUGCAGAGGCUGAAGAAGUGAGGAAAGAGGGGCAGCUGGCCUCCGAGGCCAAAGUCCACUUCAAAGUGACACGGUUCAUCAUGGAGGCCGGUGUCAAGCUAGGGAUGCAAUCCAUUCCAAUUGCCACAGCCUGCACCAUUUACCAUAAAUUUUUCUGUGAAACCAAAUUAGAUGCCUAUGACCCUUACCUCAUCGCCAUGUCAGCCAUCUACUUGGCAGGUAAAGUGGAGGAGCAACACCUCAGGACAAGAGACAUCAUCAAUGUCUCUCACAGAUAUUUAAAUCCCAAGAGUGAACCUUUGGAGUUAGACUCCUGGUUCUGGGAACUGAGGGACAGCAUUGUUCAGUGUGAAUUACUCAUGUUGAGAGUUUUGCAUUUCCGGGUCUCCUUCCAACAUCCCCACAAAUAUCUACUCCACUACCUUAUUUCUUUAAAGAACUGGAUGAACCGUCAUAGCUGGGAGAGGACUCCUGUCUCUCUGGCAGCCUGGGCGCUGCUUCGAGACAGCUAUCACGGAGCAUUGUGCCUUCAGUAUCCUGCCCAGCACAUAGCUGUAGCAGUACUCUAUCUUGCCUUGCAGUGCUAUGGAGUGGAGGUGCCCGCCGAUUCCGAGGCAGAAAAGCCAUGGUGGCAGGUCUUUAGUGAAGACCUUACCAAGCCAGUCAUUGAUAAUAUUGUGUCUGACCUGAUUCAGAUUUACACAAUGGACACAGAAAUCCCUUAAUUGCUCUAGGGCCAUCCAAGGAGAAGUACAUAUUUGCUUUGUCUGAGGGCUGGAUUUGACCCAGUAAAAUGGGUCCCAACUUAAAAAAGUUGACAAGUCAGAGGGACCAGCUUUGCAUUAGCAAAGAGGAAAGAACUAAGCUUUCUGAUUGCUCUUUGGUAUCUAUGUGGUGACUCCCUGAGCAGGUUUGGAGCUCAUGUUUGGAUAUGAAUACGUCCAUGUUGAAAAAGGAAUGUACUGGUGUUCAACUGCCUUUUGCACCUUAGGAAUUUUUUGAAGAUGAACCUUUUCAAUUUGGUACAGACUGUAUUCAGGCAUCUCUUCAUUAAAACAAAAGCCAAAAUAGAAUACUUGAUUGUACCCUUUGGGAUAUCUUUUCAAGCCAUACAUAAGCUUAACCUUCCAACAUAAGUGAACAGUAUUUUAUUUGGCAUAAUAAAAGAUAAACAAAAUUUUUUUUUAAUGUGAAAAUAGGCAUAUAGUUUAAGAGUUUUUAGUGUUCUGUGGACCACAUUGGGGGUAGGGGGUAAUAUUAGACAUAAUUUUUUUUUCCACUUUGUGUUAUCUUCCUCUCCCUGAAAUAUAUUAUAAAAUAUGAUCAUCUUUUCAACACAAAUGUUAUUCAAAGGAUCCUUUAUGUUCAAAAUCUUGGAACGCCUUGAUCUCUAAAGAAUCAAAGUUUUCCAGUAACCCUGGGGGCAAAUAAGUAGGUAGUGGGGGAAAGUAUGCCUAUUUUCGAUGAGGACUGUGUGCAAAGAAUAGUGUAAAAGAAAAAACUAUGAUGGACCUGUCAUGUAGGGAGUAACAGAAAGACGACAUAAGUGACGAACUGGUACCCACAUAAUGUAAAAAAACGGAGAAAGGCCUCUAGCGUACUAGGUAGCUGUGUAGAGCAUCUCUAUGAGAGACACAGGAAAAGAAUCAGAGGAAGAGACAGUAGAGAAGGGUUGCUAUCAGCACCAUAAAGGGAAUGCCCUCAUGGAUGAGAUCAUGGAUUGAUUGAAGUGUUGGGAGAGUAGCAAAACACUUACAGUUAAGGAACCAGGGCCAUAUUGCCAACAGUUGGCCAAAAGAAACAAUUCAUCUUAAGAUUUUCACUUAUGUCAUUUCUAGAACAAAUCUGCUGUUUAUAAAAUCCAUUUGUUGGUUUCCUAAUAAAAUAAUUUUUUCAUGGUUC